AUGGCAUCACUCUUUAAGCCACCUGAAACAACAAGACAGAACCCCAAGACACCAAAGUUGAAAUUACCAUCAGUACAACAACAAGGGACAAGCCCGGGAUACCGACCUCCAUCAAAUAAGAAUUCAAAUAUAUAUAAUGUAAACAGAAUAAAUGGCCAAACAAGUGGGAACAUGGCAACACCGCUCUCGUUGAACAUUCGCAACACAAACACAACCUUACCACCACUCCCCAAGAUGAAUAUGAAUGUAACAUCUAUGGGAGAACCAAUAUCAGAUAGAUCCCGUUCUGAUUCCGUAACGUCAUCAUCAUCAAAGACGCCCACAUCAUCCGGAUCCAGUAGAAGACGACCUGUACCUCCUCCAAUCCAAGGAAUUACUAUGACAGAUAUUAGCCCUGCUUCAAGAACAAGACCACCUCCUUCCAUGAGCCCAGUGGAUAUACAGAAUUCUUUAAAAACAUUAAGCAUUAAUACAGAGAAACCGAACCCCGUUGAUAGACAAUCUACUGAACCCGACCACGAUACACCUUGUUCGCAAGAUUCUUAUAUUUCAAAUCUUCUCUCCAAUUAUGAGGAGUCUGCAAGUUCUACAACUUCACCUUCAGUAAAUAUGAACAACGGUCCAUACCCAGAUUCCAUGACAAGCACCUCAUCCUCAUCAGGGCGUACGAUAUCAGAGCAAGCUAUACCUCCUAAACUCGAUGUUACUGAUCUUGGAGAGAACCUAUGGCAUUUCAAACAUUUGAAGGAGGAGAUAGUUACGCUUGGUGUCCUUGGUGAAGGUGCUGGUGGCUCCGUAGCAAAAUGUAAACUGAAGCGUGGAUCAACAAUAUUUGCAUUAAAGACCAUCAAUGUCUUGAACACGGAUCCGGAGUUCCAGAAACAAAUAUUCAGGGAAUUACAAUUCAACAAAAGUUUUAAAUCUGACUACAUUGUUAGGUAUUAUGGUAUGUUUACAGAUGAAGAGAAUUCAUCUAUAUACAUUGCCAUGGAGUAUAUGGGUGGCCGAUCACUAGAGGCCGUAUACAAGAAUUUAAUGAAGAGAGGUGGAAGAAUAAGUGAAAAAGUGCUAGGAAAAGUGGCAGAAUCUGUAUUACGUGGAUUAUCAUAUCUACAUGAAAAGAAGAUCAUUCAUAGAGAUAUCAAACCCCAGAAUAUAUUAUUAAGUGACAGCGGCGAAGUCAAAUUAUGUGAUUUUGGUGUCAGUGGUGAAGCUGUCAACUCCCUUGCAACCACCUUCACCGGUACUUCUUUCUACAUGGCACCUGAGAGGAUCCAGGGUCAACCAUAUAGUGUUACAUGUGAUGUAUGGUCAUUGGGGCUAACUAUCCUGGAGGUAGCCCAAGGUCAUUUCCCCUUUGGUUCUGAUAAAAUCACUGCUAAUAUUGCACCAAUUGAAUUGUUGAUGCUAAUCAUUACAUUCGAACCACAGUUGAAAGAUGAAGAAGAAAAUAAUAUCAAGUGGAGUGGAUCUUUCAAGUCAUUUAUCGCCUACUGUCUGAAAAAGGACCCUGCUGAGAGACCAUCUCCUAGACAGAUGCUACAACAUCCAUGGAUUCAAGGCCAAAUGAAGAAACGAGUCAAUAUGGAAAAAUUCAUACAUAGAUGUUGGGAGGAAUAA
Maudiozyma saulgeensis is the source of this 1620-nucleotide messenger RNA. The record is from the annotation of a GenBank genome assembly. NCBI's taxonomy places the organism in Eukaryota, Fungi, Ascomycota, Saccharomycetes, Saccharomycetales, Saccharomycetaceae.